Papaver somniferum (opium poppy) is the source of this 1365-nucleotide messenger RNA. RefSeq names its product protein DMR6-LIKE OXYGENASE 2-like. Lineage: Eukaryota; Viridiplantae; Streptophyta; Magnoliopsida; Ranunculales; Papaveraceae. The record is from RefSeq and is a predicted model, not a curated record. Gene Ontology annotation, molecular function: dioxygenase activity. The transcript is spliced from 4 exons. The coding region runs from base 115 to 1197 and encodes 360 amino acids.
CGGCCUUGAAGUAAAGCGGAAAAUACAAGGGGGACUGGGUCAGGGUGAAUCCCAUUCAAGGUUCUUUUGUUAUCAAUGUUGGCGACAUUAUUCAGAGAAGGAUAGAGAGAUCAGAUGGCUGAAGUUGAUGUGGCUUUUGUCCAACCUCUAGAGCACAGGCCAAAGCCCAACAAUUCUGCCGAGAUAGUAGAAGGAAUUCCAGUGAUUGACCUCUUUCAAUUAACACAGAAUUAUCAGAGUUCGGGUUCAAUCGAUGCUCAAACUGAGAUUGUUUCCAAAAUUGGCAAUGCGUGUAGGGAUUGGGGAUUUUUCCAAGUCAUCAAUCACGGCGUACCGUGCGAACUCCAACAGAGAGUUGAUGCGACAGUGAAGAAAUUCUUUGAUCUGUCGCCUGAGGAAAGACGCAAAGUUAAGAGAGACGAGACUAAUCCUUUGGGUUAUUACGACACUGAGCAUACCAAGAAUGUUAGAGACUGGAAGGAAGUGUUCGACUUCACCGUGAUAGAUCCGAUGGUCUUACCUGCCGCAUCAUGCCAAGUUCAUGACCAAAAUUAUGAGCUCCAUGAGUUGAGGAACCAAUGGCCAACUUAUCCUCCUGAAUUCAGGGAGGUGUGUGAAGAAUAUGCUAAAGCUAUGGAAAAACUAUCAUUUAAGCUGCUAGAAAUCAUGGCCUUAAGCUUGGGCUUGCCAGAAAAGAGGUUAAAUGGUUACUUCGAUGAUGAGCAUACUAGUUUUAUAAGGUUCAACCACUACCCACCUUGUCCAACACCACAUUUAGCUCUUGGCGUCGGUCAUCACAAAGAUUCGGGUGCCUUGACUGUUCUAGCACAGGAUGAUGUUGGUGGUCUAGAAGUAAAGCGCAAAACAGAUGGUGAGUGGAUCAAGGUCAUGCCUAUUGCAGGUUCUUACAUAAUCAACGUCGGCGAUAUAAUUCAGGUCUGGAGCAACGAUGAGUACGGGAGUGCAGAGCAUAGAGUGGUGGUUAAUUCAGAGAGGGAAAGAUUUUCAAUCCCUUUCUUUUUCAACCCUUCACAUACUGUAAUGGUAAAGCCGUUAGACGAGCUGAUAAACGACCAGAAUCCAGCCAAAUAUAAGGAAUAUAACUGGGGGAAGUUUUUUAAGACCAGAAAGAUAAGUGAUUUCAAGAAGCUCGAUGUCGAGAACAUUCAAGUACAUCACUUCAAAGAAUCCGAUUGACAAUUUAUGUAUCCUUCUAGCUAGUCAAGCAUGUAUCUUUGUUUUCCAUGUUUUUAAGUAAUUUGUGGAUUAGUUCAUGGUGACAUGUAUUCAUUCCCUUGAGCUUCCAACUUUGAAUACAAUUAAGACAACUUCAGCUUAGUUAAUGCACUUUCUAGAUUUCAUAAA